Ornithorhynchus anatinus (platypus) is the source of this 13272-nucleotide messenger RNA. RefSeq names its product PKHD1 like 1 (gene PKHD1L1). The record is from RefSeq and is a predicted model, not a curated record. Lineage: Eukaryota; Metazoa; Chordata; Mammalia; Monotremata; Ornithorhynchidae.
UCUGGGGCUGCUGUGAAGGAUGAUGCUGAUGAGGAGGAUGCUGCUGCUGCUGCUGCUGCUGAGCAUCUCCGCUUCCCCUCCAGAUGGCCAAAGGAUUGUCACUAAAGUUACAGAAAUCAUACCUAAAUAUGGUAGCAUAAAUGGAGCCACAAGGCUGACUAUCAAAGGAGAAGGGUUUGCCCAAGGAAACCAGUUCAACUACGGAGUUGAUAAUGAAUUGCUGGGCAACAGUGUUCAUUUAGUGUCGGAAAUUCGGUCAAUUCCUUGUGAUGUAGAAAAAGAUGCAAGUCAUGCAACACAAAUAAUAUGCUACACUAGACCUAUGCCAGAAGAUACCUAUAUUGUUCAAGUCAUUGUGGAUGGAGUUCCUGUGGUGGAUAAUAAUAUAUGCAAAGGUCUUAUCAAUAACUGGAAAUGCAGCUUUAGUGCCAAGCUAUUCAGAACACCAACAAUAAUGAGUAUCAAACCUUCAUCAGGAUUACCAGGUGCAGUGAUAACCAUCCAUGGCAGAAUCUUCACUGAUGUCUAUGGAAGUAAUACAGCUCUAAGUUCCAAUGGAAAAAAUGUCAGAAUUUUGAGAGUUUAUGUUGGAGGAAUGCCCUGUGAGCUUCUCAAGCCUGAUUCAGAUGAUUUGUAUGGCCUGAAACUUGAUCAUCAAAAUAAUGACAUGGGCUCUGUAGUUUGCAAAAUGACUGGAACAUAUGUAGGUCACCACAAUGUCAGCUUUAUUUUAGACAGUGAUUAUGGGAGGAGUUUUCCACAACCAUCAACCUAUUUCAUAUCCUCAUUGCAUAAAAUAGCAAUGUUUCAGACUUAUGCAGAGGUGACUUCAAUCUUUCCUGGCCAAGGGAGCAUUCAAGGAGGUACCCUGCUCACAAUAAGAGGACAAUUCUUUGAUCAAACAGUUUACCCAGCCCGAGUUCUUGUGGGAGGCCAGAUCUGUGCGGUCCAGGCAGUCACAGAUAACAGCAUACACUGCAGAACACCACCCCAGCCUAGAAACCUCAAAACUGUAUAUCCGGGAGGAAGAGGACUAAAACUCGAAGUAUGGAACAACAGCCGGCCUGCUCACCUAGAAGAGGUGCUCGGCUAUAAUGAAAGUACUCCUGGAUACAUGGGCACCACCUGGGUGGAUUCGGCUUCUCAUUUUUGGCCAGUCGAGCAAGAAAGAUUUGUUGCCCGCUUGAGUGGAUUUCUAGUGGCUCCAGAUUCUGACAGUUACCGAUUCUACAUUAAAGGUGAUGACCGCUACGCUCUUUAUUUCAGCCAGACUGGAGACCCAGAAGACAAGGUAAAGAUUGCAUAUCAUUCUUCAUAUGCCAACAGUUAUUUUUCCAGUAAUACCCAGAGAUCAGAUGUCUUUCACCUGCAAAAAGGAAAAGAGUAUUACAUUGAAAUCUUACUCCAACAGUAUGGGCUCAGUGCUUUUGUUGAUGUUGGGAUGUUCCAGUGCAAAAAUUCCUACAGUGAAAAACAAACAGGGGAUGCUGUAAAUGAGGAACAAAUUAUUCAAUCCCAAUCUACAGUAGUGGCAGAAAUUCAGGUCAUAACUUUGGUGAACUGGACAACAGCUGGAGCAAUUAAUGAAGUUCAGACAAUUACAGUUUCCAGUCCAUGUAUGGAUUCUAAUAUGUGUUCAGAUACCCAAUAUAGAUUAAUCUAUAACAAGGAAAAAACAGUUAUGCUACCUGCUGAUGCUCCAGGCUCUGCCCUGCAAUCUGCUUUAAAUGACCUGUGGUCUAUAAAACCAGAUACAGUACAAGUAUCGAGAACAGAAGGUAACCAGGGAUAUGUCUACUCUGUAACCUUUAUAUCAGACAGAGGUGAUUUUAAUCUUCUCGGUUAUGAGGCACCUGAAGGAAAUAAUGUGACAGUAGACGUGGUUGAACUCACCAAAGGAAAGCCCAGUUUGGAUACUUUCACACUGAAAUGGGAUGGAAUUUCUUCCAGACCUCUCAAACCCUGGGCAUCAGGAGCUGAGGUUCAAGCAGCACUGGAAGAAUUGGUCAGUGCCAAAUGUCCAAAGAAAAUUGCCCAUUUUACAGAAGGCUUUAUAGUGCAAUACUUCAGAGAUUACGAAACUGAUUUCAGAAUGGAAGAUAAUAAAAGAGGACAGAAAACCUCUGAAACAGAUGCUUUCUGUGGCCGCUACUCCCUGAAAAAUCCAGCUAUUCUUUUUGAUUCAGCAGAUAUGAAACCAAGCCAGCAUACCUAUGGAGCUAUUUCAUUAUUUCCUUAUCACUAUCUUUGUUUAGCAUACAAAGGAUUCUUGGCUCAUGAGAUUGGUCUGAAAUUCCAGUACCAAGACAGUAACAAAUCAACUAGAAGUACUGAUAAAUGGCUGUCUUUUAACUUUGCUGAAGGGAACAUGAACUGGACAUAUACUUGUAUAGAUCUUCUAUCCCUCAUUCAAGAAAAACACCCAGGAAAUAAUUUUCUACUUCAAAGGAUCAAUUUAAAGAAAGCAUCUGAGGCUCAGUCCUUUUAUGUGGAUGUGGUAUAUAUAGGGCAAAAAGCUACAUUCUCAACUGCAAAUGGAGUGCCAAAGAGAAGACUCCCAGCCUUAGCAAAUAAGGGAAUAUUUUUUAAGCAAUUUCAGGUGAAUCAGACCCAAACAGAUGGAUCAUUUUUAACCAACAGCUAUUCAGUGACUAUGUCGUCACAUAACUGCAGUUACAGAAUUCCCUUACUGGCAGUUGACUUUACUCAGGCUGUGACAAAUACAGAGAAUGAGUCAGUUUUCAGAGGGACUAACUGGCCGGGAGAAUCCCAUGUUCUUAUCAAAAGAAUCCAAACAGCAUCUCCUCCAUUGCAUGGCAGUUUUGACAUCCAGGCUUAUGGGCAUUUACUUCAAGGUCUCCCUGCUGAUGUUUCAGCUGUGGAUUUGAAGUAUGCUCUCCAAAGUAUUGCUGAAAUGGGGGAAGUCUCAGUAACAAGACAGGGAAGCUGCUCUGGGUACUUAUGGAGAGUCAAGUGGAAAAGUGCAUACGGGAACCAGAAUCUUUUACAGAUCAAUGAUUCCAACAUCACUGGAGUAAAUGUCAAUAUGUCAGCAACAAAAACAAGGGAAGGUGGCGUAUUCCGGACACAUGUUCUAGGAGACUUGUUCCGUACACCCAACCACCAGCCGCAGGUUGAGGUUUAUAUCAAUGGGCUUCCAUCCAAAUGUUCUGGUGACUGUGGCUAUAAGUGGGACAACCAAAACACUCCAAUCAUCUCCUCCAUUAGCCCUACUCAAGGUUCAUAUGAAGAAGGGACAGUUCUAAUUAUAUCAGGUUCUGGAUUCUCUGGUAGUUCAGGCAGUGAAACUACAAGAGUUACUAUUGGUGAAGUGAAUUGCUCAAUUUUUUCCAUCUCUGAAAAUGAGAUUCAGUGUCACAUACAGAAUGGAAGCGGAGGAACCUUUCCAGUUGCUCUGUCCAUAGCUGCCUUUGGACUGGUGCAGAAUGCUGGGGAGAAGGGAUUCAAUUUCACUUACAGGACUCAGAUCUCACAGGUCUGGCCUGUUUCUGGAAGCCUAGCAGGAGGCACUCUGCUGACUGUUUCUGGGUUUGGCUUUAAUCAAGACUCAAAAGUCCUAGUUGGAAAUAAAAGCUGCAGUGUUCUUAAGGGAAAUUUUAAAGAGAUAAAAUGCAGAACCCCAAUGGGUCCUGAAGGAACUGUUGAUGUCACUGUUUUUACUAAUGGGUUACAUGCAACCGUCAACAGUGCUUUUAAUUAUAGCCACCUGUGGACUCCAGUGAUAACUGACUUCAGUCCCAAAACAAGGAAAGUCUUUGGAGAAGUAAAUUUAACGAUUAUGGGCCACAACUUUGGGAAUGAAUUGAUAGACAAUAAGGUGUAUGUUGGUGGAGCCACUUGUAAGAUCGUUGAAUGGAACUCCAGUGCUAUUAUCUGUCUUCUACCCAAAUUAUCUCCUGGACACCACAACAUCUGUGUAGAUGUUGGAUAUUGGGGUUUUGCAUCUUCAAGUGGAAAAUUGAAUGUUUCCAUAGCCUAUGUUUUGCAAGUGACUAACAUAUUUCCUCAAGGAGGCUCAUUAUAUGGUGGAACACAAAUCACCAUUAUGGGUUCUGGGUUCAGCAAAAUACCAAAGGAAAACAGUGUGCUCUUUGGAUCAUUCCCUUGCCAUGUAACAACUUCUUCAGAGAAUCUCAUAAAGUGCACUCUUCAAUCAACAAGAAGUACAUAUAGAGUGACCAACAGUGGAAAACAUUCAGUAUAUGGAUUAGGAUAUGCAUGGUUUCCAGCAGUCUUGGAUGUAUCUGUGGGAGACCGGGUGAUAUGGCAAUGGCAAACUCAGCCUUUCAUUAGAGGAGUAGGAUAUGGAGUUUUUUCAGUCUCCAGUCUUGGCAGCGUAGUUUAUGAUGGCAAAGGAUUUACUAGUGGAACCAGAAGAACAAAAUCUGGUUCUUUUUCUUACCAGUUCACUUCACCUGGCAUUUACUAUUAUAGCAGUGGAUUCAUUGAUGAGGCACAGUCCAUUUUCCUUCAAGGAGUAAUUAACGUUUUACCAAAUGAAGACAGGGACAUUCCGCUGCACCUAUUUAUUGAUGAAAUUGAGGCAACAUAUGUUAAAGGAGUACCAGAAAUGUCACCCUUUGGAAGAUCAGGGUCAGAGUGCAUUGAACCAGAGCCUUUGUGUCCCCAGCUUGUCAAUGGGAUAGAGAAUUCUCCUGGAUUCUCCUUCAAGCUUUCAAGCUGUUCCUCCCCUUCCAUCAUCAAUAUUAGUCCAUCCAGUGGCACAGUCAGAGACUUAAUUACAAUAACUGGAAGUGGCUUCAGUAAUAUCACAUGUGCUCAUGAGGUUACAAUUGGUGGACAUCCCUGCAUCACAAAAGGAGUCAGUGAAAAUUCCAUCAUGUGCCAGCUUGACCCACAGAACUCCAUGGACAUAGGGAUUGGGGAACUUGUCUCAUUAACUGUCCACAACCUAGGUACCGCUAUCAAUACCUUGACCAAUGAAUUUGAUCGCCGCUUUGUUCUUUUGCCUCAUGUUGACUCAGUGACUCCAAUUGCUGGAUCAACCACGGGAAUGACCCGAGUGACCAUACGAGGCUCAGGAUAUGCAGCCUCUCUCAGCGAUAUAAAAGUCACGAUGGGAGAUUUUCCAUGUAGAGUUGGGUCAGCAAACUAUACAACUAUUGAAUGUGAGACUUCUCCUGCCCCGGAACAUCUGGGAGAUGUAAACGUUCAGAUACGAGAUGUCCUUGCCCGGUGCCCAGGGGCCUGCAGCUUUUCAUAUCUGGAUGGAAUUGCCCCUUCUGUAACAAGAGUGAACCCAAUCGUUUUACAGACUUCACCUACAGAGGUUCUUAUUGAAGGGGAAGGAUUUGGAACCAUCUUGGAGGAUAUUGCUGUUUACGUAGGACACAUUCAGGUCACAGCUGCCAGUGUUAAUGAAAAAAACAUCACUGUUAUUGCGACUGCUGUCCCAGCUGGAAGUUAUCCACUUUGUGUUGUGGUGGCCACAAAAGGUCGGGCAUUUGGAAACUUUGCAAUCAUCAGUCCUGCAGUGGCAUCGCUAGCCCCGACUUCUGGAAGCCUUAGGGGUGGAACCAUUCUGAUUAUCACAGGCAGUGGGUUCUGUCCAGGCAAUACAACAGUGACCAUUGGAAGCAAUCCUUGUCUAAUUGUGUCCGUUACUUACGAUGAAGUUCAGUGUCUUGCACCAGCAAGAUCAGCUUCAACUGUCCUUGUGAAGAUUGUUGUUAAUUCUGUCAUUUAUCCUAUUUUGGCUUUCACCUAUUCACUUGAUGCUACACCGUUUGUUAAAGAAGUUAUCCCAGCCAGAGGACUACCCGGAACAAAGAUUCAAAUUACUGGAUCGUCUUUGGGUUUCGACGUCUCCAAGAUUUUAGUAACAAUAGAUGGUAUUCCAUGUAAUGUCACUCAUGUGAAUGACAGCCUCUUGCAGUGCACAGUUGGAAAACAUGCUGGUGGAAACUUUCCUGUUUUUCUACAUCAUUUGACAAAAGGUUAUGCGGAAUCCACUGCUAUCUUCGAGUAUCCACUGACUAUAGAAAAUAUUCUUCCAAGAGAAGGCAGUUUUGGUGGAGGUCUAACAAUGACGGUCAUAGGCUCUGGAUUUGAUCCACAAAAAUCAAUGGUUCGGAUUUGUAGUUCAGAUUGUGAAGUAAACAGGCAUCGGUCUGAAUCCGGUACCCUAUUCUGUGAAGUGCCAUUGAAUAAUGGAAGUGGCCCUCAGCAUAUCUGUGAAGUGACAGUUGCCAAUGGGAAGGACUUGUCCCAAUUAAAUGCCGCCUUUACAUACAGCUCAUUACUGACUCCAAUUAUCACUUCAGUGGCUCCUCGGAGAGGAGGAACGGCAGGAGGCACCAGACUUACAAUCACGGGAUCCGGAUUCAGUUCAGAUUGGCAGGAUGUCCAUGUCACCAUAGCACAAGCAACUUGCGAUGUCGAAUUGACCAACAAAACACACAUCAUUUGUACCACACGUGCCCAGUCCCCUUCCCAGUGGACUAAAGUCCAUGUCAACAUUGGAGGCAGUGGCAUUGCCAGACUGGAUAAUGCUGAUUUCUUCUAUGUCGAUGUCUGGUCCUCUCCCUUUUCUUGGGGAGGAGAGUCUCCUCCGGAAGAAGGAUCACUGGUGGUUAUUACGAAAGGACAAACUAUUCUACUUGAUCAAAGUACCCCGGUCCUUAAAAUGCUUCUCAUUCAGGGUGGAAGUCUAAUAUUUGAUGAAGCAGAUAUUGAACUGCAGGCAGAGAAUAUUUUGAUUUCAGAUGGUGGUAUUCUUCAGAUUGGCACAGAGAGGGCUCCAUUCCAGCACAAAGCAAUCAUUACACUGCAUGGACAUCUGCGCUCUCCCGAACUGCCCGUCUAUGGGGCCAAAACUCUGGCUGUUCGAGAGGGAAUACUUGAUCUUCAUGGUCGGCCUAUUCCAGUGAUCUGGACUCGACUGGCUGAGACGGCUGAAGCUGGGGAAAACACUCUGGUUUUACAAGAAGCUGUGAUGUGGAAUGUGGGAGACGAAAUUAUAAUAGCAACCACUGGAAACAGCCAAAGCCAAAGAGAAAAUGAAAAGAGAAUAAUUGCUUCCAUAUCUGCUGAUGGCACAGUCAUAACUCUAACCAGUCCCCUGAAUUAUACACAUUUAGCAGUGUCUGUUACACUCCCUGAUGGAACAUUGUUUGAAGGAAGAGCAGAAGUUGGUGUUCUUACAAGAAACAUCCUCGUGAGAGGCUCCAAUAACAUAGAGUGGAAUGAUAAAAUACCACCAUGUCCUGAGGGAUUUGAUUCAGGUGAAUUUGCCACCCAGACUUGUCUACAAGGAAAAUUUGGUGAAGAAAUGGGAAGUGAUCAGUUUGGAGGCUGUAUCAUGUUUCACGCUCCUCAACCCAAUAGGAAUCUCGUAACUGGAAGGUUAGAAUACGUAGAGGUGUUUCACGCUGGCCAGGCUUUCCGUUUGGGCCGUUAUCCAAUACACUGGCACCUACUGGGAGACCUCCAGUUCAAGUCCUAUGUACGAGGCUGUGCAAUUCACCAGACCUAUAACAGAGCAGUCACCAUCCACAACACCCACCACCUCCUGGUGGAAAGGAACGUGAUUUAUGACAUAAGAGGAGGAGCAUUUUUUAUAGAAGAUGGGAUUGAACACGGUAACAUCCUGCAGUCUAAUUUGGCAGUCUUCGUUCGGCAAAGCAGCAGCCUCCUCAACGAUGACAUCACUCCAGCUGCAUUUUGGGUCACCAACCCAAACAAUUCCAUAAGACAUAACUCAGUUGCUGGGGGCACCCACUUUGGUUUCUGGUACCGGAUGAACAACCACCCCGAUGGGCCAUCCCACGAUCCACAUAUUUGCCAGAAAAGGGUUCCCCUUGGGGAAUUUUAUAACAAUACUGUGCACUCCCAGGGCUGGUUCGGUUUAUGGAUCUUUGAAGAGUAUUUCCCCAUGCAAACAGGCUCCUGCACUUCCACCAUACCAACACCCGCGAUAUUUAACGCGUUGACAACAUGGAAUUGCAGGAAAGGAGCAGAAUGGGUCAACGGCGGCGCCCUGCAGUUCCAUAAUUUUGUUGUGGUAAACAGUGCAGAUGUUGGAAUAGAGACGAAGAGGAUCUUAGCACCUUAUGUUGGAGGGUGGGGAGAAUCCAGUGGAGCUGUAAUCCAAAAUGCCAAGAUAGUUGGUCACCUGGAUGACCUGGGCCUGGGCCCUUCCUAUUGCAGUUCAAAAGGCUUACUUCUUCCAUUCAAUGAGGGCUUAACCGUGUCUUCGGUACACUUCAUGAACUUUGACCGCCCUCAUUGUGCUGCUAUCGGGGUGACCUCCAUUGUUGGAGUUUGCACUGAUGGAUGUGGAGGCUGGAGUUCAAGAUUUGCUUCCAUCCAGUAUUUUCAUACUCCGAACAAGGCCGGAUUUCGUUGGGAGCAUGAAGUAGUACUGAUGGACACUGAUGGAUCCCUCACAGGCCACAAAGGAUACUCAGUUAUCCCACACAGCUCACUUUUAGACCCAUCUCACUGCAGUCGACAGGAAGAAUGGAGCGUUGGAUUUCCUGGGUCUCUCUGUGACUCCUCUGUGAGCUUUCAUCGUUUAGCAUUCAACAAACCUUCUCCCACUUCUCUGCUGGAAAAGGAUGUGAUCCUUUUCAACUUUUUUGGAACAAGUGUUGUCCCCUUUCGGAAGAAACGACUGACUCAUUUAUCUGGUUGGAUGGCGUUAAUUCCAAAUGCAAAUGGUAUUAAUUGGUACUUUAAAGGUGUUGAUCACAUAACUAACAUCUCAUAUACUGCCACCUUCUAUGGAUUUAAGGAGGAAGAUUAUGUAAUAAUAUCCCAUAAUUUCACACAGCAUUUUGACAAGUUCAGGAUUACUGAUAAAAGGAAUGGAUCCUCAAAUCCAUUAAAUUGGAGUUCCAACAAGAAUGGAGACUGGCAUCUGGAAGAAAAUACUACCACUUUGUUCUACCUGGUGUCAGGAAGGAAGAGUAGCCCACAGAGCCCUGUUCAGGCUGUUGCUAGAUCGCUCGAUGCUGAUGUGAGAGAUAUCAAUAUUCAUUUUGGAGCUUUCCAUUACCCUGUGGAAGACUGUGUCCCAUCAUCUUCAUCAACAAGAAAUCACCUUCCUAGGAAACGGCCAACGAUAUACAAUUUGUGGUCAAACGAUUCUUUCUGGCAAUCAUCUCAGGAAAAUAAUUACGCUAUUCCUCAGGAAGGAGCAGAUGUGGUGAUCCCAGAAGGAAUCUGGCUUGUGGUGGACUCUGAAAUGCCACCCAUGGGAAAACUCACUAUCUUUGGAGUUCUGGAACUAGAAGAGAAUAAAAAUAACUUUCGAGCUAAAAACACAACCUAUGGAAAAGUGGUAUUGAAUGCAACAUAUAUAUCAGUGCAGGGUGGCAGGUUAAUUGGUGGCUGGGAAGAGAGACCAUUCAAAGGAGAACUAGAGAUUCUCCUCAGAGGAAGUCAUUCUACUCCAGACUGGACUCUAUCAGAAGAACUUAACCAAGGAUCCAAGGUGUUAGGGGUGUUUGGUGAACUGGAUCUUCAUGGAAUUCCACAUGCAGUAUAUAGAACAAAACUCUCAAAAACGGCUCUGGCAGGUUCCAAAAGCUUAUCGCUGGUGCAUGCUGUGGACUGGCAGGUUGGAGAAGAUAUCUUGAUAACAACUACCAGCUAUGAUUCAAAACAAACAGAAACCAGGAGGAUUACACAAAUUUCACCUGAUCACAGAAGUCUUAUUCUCAAUGAUACUCUUUCAUAUACUCACAUUGGUGAAAGAUAUCAGGUCCCUGGCACUGGUCAAAACUACACAUUAGCAGCUGAUGUUGGACUGCUCAGUAGGAACAUCAAAAUAGUUGGAGAAGAUUAUCCAGAGUGGUACGAGGAAUCUUUUGGAGCACGAGUGCUCAUCAGUUCAUUCACAUCGAGCAGGCUGACCUAUAAAGGAAAUGCAAGAAUCAGCAAUGUUGAAUUUUAUCACACUGGACAGGAAGGCUACAGGGAUCAUACAGAUCCAAGAUAUUCUGUGUCUUUCCUCAAUCUUGGACAGGUUGGAGAAUAUGGCUCAUCUUAUAUUCGUGGUUGUGCUUUUCACAAUGGCUUUUCCCCAGCAAUUGGUGUAUUUGGCACUGAUGGAGUUGACAUUGAUAAUAACAUCAUUUACUUUACAGUGGGACAAGGCAUAACAAUAUGGGGAAAUGACAACAGGGUCCGAGAGAACUUGGUGGCUCUUUCACUUUGGCCCGGCACCUACCAAGACCGAGAAGAUACAAGUUCAACUGAAUGGCAUGCAGCAAUUGAGUACAACAGAGAAACCAACACAGUGUUGCAAAAUAACAUUGUUGCUGGAUUUGAAAGGAUUGGAUACCGCAUUGAUGGUGAACCAUGCCCAGGUCAGCAUAACCCUGUGGAAGAGUGGCAGAAUAAUGAAGCCCAUGGAGGAUUAUUUGGGGUUUAUAUGAACCAAGAUGGUCUCCCUGGAUGCUCUCUUAUUCAAGGGUUUACAAUUUGGAAGUGCUGGGAUUAUGGCAUCUAUUUCCAGACAACAGAAAGUGUGCAAAUUUAUAAUGUGACCCUGGUUGAGAAUGGAAUGGGCAUUUUUUCUAUUAUUUACACACCAGCUGCUACGUCUCACAAAAUUUCAAGCAAAACGGUACAAGUAGAGAAUUCACUGCUGAUAGGAAGUAGUCCCAAAUUUAACUGCUCUGACAUCCUAACCAAUGAAGAUCCUAAUAUCAGACUUACUGCCACCCAUAGGAGCUGUAGGCCUCCUUCAGGUGGGCGAAGUGGCAUUUGCUGGCCAACCUUUGCUUCUGCUCACAAUAUGGCACCAAGGAAACCUCAUGCAGGACUAAUGAGCUACAAUGCCAUCAGUGGUCUCUUGAAAGUCACUGAUACCACAUUCGUUGGAUUCAAGAAUGUAUGUUCUGGUGAAACUAAUGUUAUUUUUAUGACAAACCCUUUGAAUGAAGAUUUACAGCAUCCAAUCCAGGUGACAAACAUAAGGACGAUUGACACGACUGAGCAGUCAAAAAUAUAUAUACAUAGGCCUGAUUUAAGUAAAGUAAAUCCAUCAGAUUGUGUAGACAUGGUUUGUGAUGCCAAGAAGAAAGCUUUUCUUAAAGAUACCGAUGGCUCUUUCCUUGGAAGUGCUGGUUCAGUGAUACCCCAAGCUGAAUAUGAAUGGAAUGGAAACAAACAAUAUGGAAUUGGGGAUUAUCGAAUUCCAAAAGUAAUGCUCACAUCCCUGAAUGGCAGUCGAAUACCUGUCCCUGACAAAGCACCAAAUAAAGGGGUCAUUCGAGAUUCUUUUUGUAAGUAUGUACAAGAGUGGCAAAGCUAUCGAUGUUUUGGAAUGGAUUAUGCAAUGCUGGUCAUUGAAAGCCUGGACUCUGAUACAGAAAUACGAAGAAUUUCACCCAUGGCUAUUCUUGGUGAUGGCUAUGUUGACCUUAUUAAUGGUCCACAGGAUCAUGGUUGGUGUUCAGGAUAUACAUGUCAAAGGAGACUGUCCCUGUUUCAUAGCAUCGUGGCUCUGAACAAGUCUUAUGAAAUUUAUUUCACUGGCACCAGCCCUCAGAACCUCCGAUUACUCUUGCUUAAUGUUGAGGACAAUGAGGCUGUUCAAGUGGCAAUUUUUUUCUCCACACUUCAGCGUUUGGAUGUGUAUGUGAACAAUUCACUUGUUUGCCCAGAAAAUACAGUGUGGAGCCCUCAGCAGAAAGACUGUAAAUUCAAUCCAUGUAGGUAUACAGGGCAUCUUCUUCCCAAGCUGAGGUCCGCCAUCCCCGGUGAAAACUACUUUGAUAGAACUUCUCAAAUGCUCUACCUUCUGGUGAAAGGGUCCACUCCUGUGGAAAUCCACACCACUGUGGUUCUCUUCAUUUCUUUCAACUUACCAGAAAUGCUAGAUGAUGAUUUUUACAACUCCAACUCCCUGGUUCAAAAUCUUGCCUCCUUUCUGAAGAUAUCACCUGAAAAAAUCCGAAUCACCAGAAUAAUUAGAGAGCAGAGUCGGCGCAGGAAGAGAUCAACAAAACUUGUCAUUGAACUGCAAAUUGGAGAUCCACCCUCGCAGUCAACAAUCAACCGCACAGGAGGUCAGCUGCAAUUCUCCGAACUUGAGGAAAUCACUGAUCGUCUUGGACAGGCUGUAAUCUUGGGAAAAAUUGGUACAGUUCUAGGAUUUAAUGUCUCUUCCCUGUCAAUUUCCAGUCCUGUUCCUCCUUCAAGUGAUUCUAGUUGGAUUAAGAUGACUGCACGACCAGUUGAAAGGUCUCAAUUCCCUGUAAACUAUUUGGCUUUCAUAUCGUCACUCUUGGUGAUUACCCAACCAGCUGCAGGACAGCAAGGACUACCAUUUUCCCAGCAGCCUUCAAUAAAAGCAGUGGAUUCCCAUGGAAACUGUGUAUCAGUAGGUAUCACUUCAAUGACUUUAAAAGCUGUUUUCAAGGACAUCAACAAUAACCAAAUCAGUGGACUUCGAGGAAAUACAACGGUGCCGUUUAACAGUUGUUGGGCCAAUUACACUGACCUCAGUCUUACUAAAACUGGAGAACAUUUCAAGAUUGAAUUUGUCCUACAUGACCUCCGGGUGGAAUCAGAGCCCUUUAGCCUGGCAUCUCAGUCUGACCCCAGCAGCCAUGACAGUAGAGGGUCCACUUUUGUGGGCACAGCUGCCCAGAGAGCCAUCGUUAUAGUUGGUUGUUUGGCAGGGAGAAAAUUCCUCUUAGAGACAUUCAUGGCUGCCGCGCUGAUUCUGAAGAUAACUGCAGGUGAAGUCACUGAAGCAACAGCCUAAAGAAGACUAAAAAACGAAGAACUAUCACCCGACGCAUGUUUAUGAGGCCUGCUUAUAUCGACAUCAAAUGCAGAAAAUUCAGCUUUGCUAAGUUUGAGUCAAUAACCAAGGCAUUUUCUCAAGUCCAUGUCUUUAAAAAGAUGUGAAACAUCAAAGGGUUUGAAAAAAUAAGACCAUUAAAAUAGGUCAUCCCUGGGCGAGACCAAUGAGCCAUUCGAGCCAGUAUUCUCUGCCUGACAGUGCUGCCAACAGGAUGCUGGUUUCCCUCUUUGGUAACCUUCCUAAUGGUUACAGACGUAUCACUGAGUAUCCCUAACUUUCCCUCUAGUAACCCAUUAUGAAUGGCUUCGUGAAUUUAUCCAAACCUCUCUUGAACCUGCUAGUAUUUUCUGCCUGCAAAUUUUCUUUAAUACCUUCUAAGUGAAGAAAUGUUCCUUUAUGUUUGGUUUUCAUUUCUACUUCUAUAUUCUCAAAAUACAUAGGUAAGAAUAUUAAAAGUUUGAUUUUUA